Telopea speciosissima is the source of this 4476-nucleotide messenger RNA. RefSeq lists its product as uncharacterized. The record is from RefSeq and is a predicted model, not a curated record. Bases 161 to 4333 code for a protein of 1390 amino acids. The transcript is spliced from 2 exons. Lineage: Eukaryota; Viridiplantae; Streptophyta; Magnoliopsida; Proteales; Proteaceae.
AUAGGGUUUAUAUAUUGUUGGAGGAUUUGGGAGAGAUAUCAAAGUUGGAAAUGUGGGAUGAAGAUCUAGGCAACUGUGUUAGUUGGCCAGUCCAGGAAUAAGGUAGAAACUGUCUGUGUGGGAAGCUGAGUUGGGAUCCUUUCCAGAUUCUGGAUCGGCUAUGGAGUGCAACAAAGAAGAGGCUAUCAGAGCCAAAGAAAUCGCUGAGAAGAAGAUGCAAAAUAAGGAUUUUGUGGGAGCUCGGAGGAUUGCUCUCAAGGCUCAACAAUUGUACCCAGAUAUAGAGAACCUCUUCCAGAUGCUUACUGUGUGUGAUGUACACUGUUCUGCAGAGAAUAAGAUCCUUGGUUCAGAGAUGGACUGGUAUGGAAUCCUUCAAAUCACUCAAACAGCAGAUGAAUCAUCCAUAAAGAAGCAAUACCGGAAACUUGCCCUCCUACUUCAUCCUGAUAAGAACAAGUUUGCUGGAGCCGAAGCUGCCUUUAAGUUGAUUGGGGAAGCACAGAGGGUGCUUACAGAUCAGCAAAAGCGGAGUCUAUAUGACAUGAAGUGUAAAGAUUUGGUGAGAAGUGCUGCACCAAAGCCGCCACGGCAGCCAGUGAAGAGAAACACUUCUGCCAGGAAACCAUGUGGGCCUCAGAACAAUUUUAUGAAUACUACUUCCCAGCAGUUCACAGGCUUGAACAUGCGUCAACAACAGCAGAAGCAGAACCCACCAGAGUUCCCUAAUGACCAGCAGACUUUCUGGACUAUUUGCACAUUUUGUGGUAUUAGAUACCAGUAUUACAGAAAUAUUUUGAACAAAUCUCUGCGUUGUCAAAGUUGCAGUAAGCCUUUCAUUGCCUAUGAUUUGGGUGCUCAGGGUCCGCCUGCAGGAGUCAACGGUAAUAAAUCUGCAUUUGCUCAACAAAAAGGCGUACCUGGUCAGGGUGCUAAAGUUGGUUCACAAAGUACUCCAGGGAACCUCCCAGCUGGUCUAGGGUCCAAGGGAACUUUUGGCACUGGGACUGCAGAACCACAGACUUUCCCAAAAAUGGGAAGUACUUCUGAUGUUGGGAGGGAUUCUAAAAGCACAGGAAAGGAAGAUGGAAAUGUGGAUAUGGGAGUUGGGGAAGAAGGCAAGAGAAGGCCCAAGAACCAGGCAAAGCCUGAAGAAUCAGAACCUUCAGGGAACAAGAGACAAAGGAAAUUAGACAAAGAGUCCAGUGGAAGCUGUGACACUAGAAGCAGUGGUGACCCGGAAGAGGAUGCUGUUUUCAAAGAAGAUGGUGCUCACCCGUCUGGGCGGAACCGUGGGGCUCAUUACCCUAGGAGAUCGAUUAGGCAAAAGAUUAAUGUUAUUUACAAAGAAAAUUUAAGUGAUGAUAAUGAUCUGGAAAUGGAGACCCCUCUUGAAGAAAAUUUACCAAAUAGAAAGAAUGAAACUGAGACAUGCAAAGAAAAUGGGAAAGAAGCAGAUGUAGUGGAUGGCUCUAAAUUGAUCGAGAGUCCGAAGACUAUGCCAGAUCCUGAGUAUUAUGAUUACCCUGAUCCAGAUUUCAGUAACUUUGACCAGUUAAGAGAAUUGAAUAAGUUUGCUGUUGACCAGAUCUGGGCUCUUUAUGAUACUAUAGAUGCCAUGCCUAGGUUCUAUGCCCGUGUUCGGAAAGUAUAUUCACCUGAGUUCAAGGUACGCAUUACAUGGCUGGAGCCUAUUCCGGAUGACAAAGAUGAGAUCGACUGGGUUGAGGAGGAUUUGCCUGUUGCCUGUGGUCGGUUCAAACAUGGAAAGACUGAAGAUACUCAAGAUCAGCUUAUGUUCUCUCAUGUGACUACAUGGGAGAGAAGCAGUAGGGGUUCUUACAAGAUAUACCCUAGAAAGGGAGAAACUUGGGCACUCUUCAAGGACUGGGAUAUUAAAUGGAACUCUGAUCCAGAGAAUCAUCGAACCUAUAAGUAUGAAUUUGUAGAAGUCCUUUCAGAAUAUUCAGAAGACACCGGCGUUACCGUUGUUUACUUGGGUAAGAUGAAAGGAUUUGUUAGCCUGUUUAGUCAAAUCAAGAAGGAGGGCAUUCAUUCCUUUAAAAUACCACCUAAUGAAUUAUUGAAGUUCUCUCACAGGAUACCUUCUUUUAGACUGACAGGUAUGGAAAGAGAAGAUGUUACAGAAGGAUCUUAUGAAUUUGAUCCUGCUUCUCUUCCUACUGAUGUUGAAGUGUUUAAUCGUACUGAAGAUGUGAAAUUGGACAAUGGAAGUGAGGGUUCAUGUCCAAAGUUUUCCAAAGAGAAUGCAAAACCCAUGGCAGAGCCCAUAUUUCCCGAUACAAAGCAAAAUGGUUCAGAUCUGGAUGAGGAAAAUGCCUUGGAAACAAGGAACUCAGAAAACAGCAACCAGAAGAAGCCAAUUGAACUGAAUGGAACCCUUAACAAACCCAGUCAAGCAAAUGUAAGUCAAUGUGCAGGCAAGGAGAAGACUCAGAAUCAUCUGAGCAAUGUGAAAAAUGUCAGCUGUGAUGGCUUCACUGAAGCAGGUGUAUCUACAUGUCAGAAUGAUGAGAAGAGGCAUAAAGUGGUUGAAGAUACCAUUUCAGGUGGUAUAACUGAGGAUCCUGGUACUGCUCCUGCUUCAUCUUCAUCUUCAGAACCCAAUGAAAUUCCAGGGACAGAAUUUUAUGAAUUCGACAAUGACAAAUCUUUUGAUAAGUUUAAGACUGGUCAGAUCUGGGCAUUGUAUAGUGACCAUGAUGGCAUGCCCAAGUUCUAUGGCAAAAUAAAGAAAAUUAAACCUCCACCGGAUUUGACACUGUGCGUUACAUGGAUCGAAGCCUGCCCCCUGCGAGAGGGUAUUAUUGAUUGGACUCAUGAGGAUAUGCCUGUCUGUUGUGGUGAAUUUAAGCUUGGAAAUGAUACCGAUGAAUACAAUAGCACCUCUUCCUUUUCCCAUCAAUUAAAAGCUGUAGCCAAGGGUAAGAAGUAUGUCAUCCAUCCUAGGCAAGGUGAGGUUUGGGCAUUGUAUAGGAACUGGGAUGCUAAAUGGACAGUCUCCAAUUUGUCUGACUGCAAAUAUGACGUAGUAGAAAUUCUGGAGUGUAAUACAUUCGGAACAAAAGUACAGAGCCUGGUAUUGGUCGAUGGUUAUAAGACAAUUUACAAGGCCACAAAAAAGAGAGGGUCGACAGUCACCAUGGAGAUCCCACAGAGAGAUUUGCUCCGAUUCUCUCAUCAGGUUCCUGGGAUCCGGUUGACGGAGGAGAAAAAUGGCAGCUUGAGAGGCUGUUGGGAGCUUGAUCCUGGUUCAUGUCCAAAGUUUUCCAAAAAGAAUGCAAAACCCAUGAUGGAGCCCAUAUUUCCCAAUACAAAGCAAAAUGGUUCAGAUCUGGAUGAGGAAAAUGCCUUGGAAACAAGGAACUCAGAAAACAGCAACCAGAAGGAGCCAAUUGAACUGAAUGGAACCCUUAACAAACCCAGUCAAGCAAAUGUAAGUCAAUGUGCAGGCAAGGAGAAGACUCAGAAUCAUCUGAGCAAUGUGAAAAAUGUCAGCUGUGAUGGCUUCACUGAAGCAGGUGUAUCUAAAUGUCAGAAUGAUGAGAAGAGGCAUAAAGUGGUUGAAGACACCAUUUCAGGUGGUAUAACUGAGGAUCCUGGUACUGCUCCUCCUUCAUCUUCAUCUUCAGAACCCGAUGAAAUUCCAGGGACAGAAUUUUAUGAAUUCGACACUGACAAAUCUUUUGAGAAGUUUAAGACUGGUCAGAUCUGGGCAUUGUAUAGUGACCAUGAUGGCAUGCCCAAGUUCUAUGGCAAAAUAAAGAAAAUUAAACCUCCACCGGAUGGUCCGGAUUUCACACUAUGCGUCACAUGGCUCGAAGCCUGCCCCCUGCGAGAGGGUAUUAUUGAUUGGAUUCAUGAGGAUAUGCCUGUCUGUUGUGGUGAAUUUAAGCUUGGAAAUGAUACCGACGAAUACAAUAGCACCUCUUCCUUUUCCCAUCAAUUAAAAGCUGUAGCCAGGGGUAAGAAGUAUGUCAUCCAUCCUAGGCAAGGUGAGGUUUGGGCAUUGUAUAGGAACUGGGAUGCUAAAUGGACAGUCUCCAAUUUGUCUGACUGCAAGUACGACGUAGUAGAAAUUCUGGAGUGUAAUACAUUGGGAACAAAAGUACAGAGCCUGGUAUUGGUGGAUGGUUAUAAGACAGUUUACAAGGCCACAAAAAAGAGAGGGUCGACAGUCACCAUGGAGAUCCCACAAAGAGAGUUGCUCAGAUUCUCUCAUCAGGUUCCUGGGAUCCGGCUGACGGAGGAGAAAAAUGGCAGCUUGAGAGGCUGUUGGGAGCUUGAUCCUGCAUCAUUGCCAUGCCCUUAGAGUUGUUUGAAUUGAAAUAUCUGAUGGUAAGUUUAAUCCCAUUCAGUGCAUUUCCCAGAUUCAGUCGGUGCCUCUUGUAGCCUGUAUCUUCCAUUCAAAUGCUUGUGACAUUUUGAGUUUGUGGGAAGUGCUUUUUCAAAGAA